AUGGCCGCUUCUACCACCGUGCCUACUGCCGAGCAAAUCGCCGUCCCCGAGACUUUGCUCAAGAAGAGGAGGACCAACGAGGCCACCCGUGAGGCCAAGUUGGCUGCCGCCGCUGAGGCCAGGAAGGCUCAGAAGGCCAAGAGAAAGGUCAUCUUCAAGAGGGCCGACGAGUACGUCAAGGAGUACCUCAACGCCGAGAAGGAGGAGGUCCGACUCAAGCGAGAGGCCAGGAAGACCGGUGACUACUACGUCCCCGCUCAGCCCAAGGUCUACUUUGUUGUCCGACUUAAGGGUAUCUCCAAGAUCGCCCCCAAGCCCAAGAAGAUCCUCCAGCUUCUCCGUCUCCUCCAGAUCAACAACGGUGUCUUUAUCCGUGUGACCAAGGCCACCACCCAGAUGCUCAACCUUGUCAACCCCUACAUCACCUACGGUGAGGUCAACCUCAAGGCCAUCCGUGAGCUCGUCUACAAGCGAGGUUACGCCAAGGUCGACGGUCAGCGAAUCCCCAUCACCGACAACGCCAUCAUCGAGAAGCAGCUCGGCAAGUUCGGUAUCAUCUGUCUUGAGGACAUUGUCCACGAGAUUGCCACUUGUGGCCCCAACUUCAAGCAGGUCACCUCCAACCUUUGGCCCUUCAAGCUCUCCAACCCCAACGGUGGCUGGAGGCCCAGAAAGUUCAUCGGUUACGUCGAAGGUGGUGACGCUGGUAACAGGGAGAAGGCCAUGUCCAAGCUCGUCCACCAGAUGGUUUAA
Messenger RNA from Cryptococcus wingfieldii CBS 7118, 753 nucleotides. RefSeq names its product 50S small subunit ribosomal protein L7e. NCBI's taxonomy places the organism in Eukaryota, Fungi, Basidiomycota, Tremellomycetes, Tremellales, Cryptococcaceae. Gene Ontology annotation, molecular function: RNA binding; structural constituent of ribosome. The record is from RefSeq and is a predicted model, not a curated record. The coding region runs from base 1 to 753 and encodes 250 amino acids. Gene Ontology annotation, biological process: maturation of LSU-rRNA from tricistronic rRNA transcript (SSU-rRNA, 5.8S rRNA, LSU-rRNA). Gene Ontology annotation, cellular component: cytosolic large ribosomal subunit. The transcript has 6 exons.